AUGAGCACUGGCUUAAAUAAAGGAAUUGGACCUGGAGGUGCAGGAAUUGGUCCAGGUGGCACAGGACUUGGACCUGGUGGUGUGGGAGUUCUGCCUGGAGGUGUAGGAAUUGGACCAGGUGGCACAGGAAUUGGACCAGGAAUUGGACCAGGUGGCACAGGAAUUGGACCAGGUGGUGCAGGAAUCAGUCCAGGUGGCACAGGAAUUGGACCAGGUGGAGCUGGAGUUGGGCCUGGAGGUGUAGGAAUUGGAACUGGUGGCACUGGAACUGGAAUUGGAGGAGCAGGAGUUGCGCCUGGUGGAGGUUUACCAGGAACUGGAACUGGGACAGGCACUGGGGGCAAAGUCGGAAAGACUGGGAAGGCACCAGUGCCAGGUGUUGGGAUUCCUGGGCUAUACCAAGGGGGUAUAGUUCCUGGACAAGGUUUUGGCGGUAGAGGCAUUCUGCCAGGUGUAGCAACGGGAUCUCAAACUGGGCUGCUUGGUCAAGGUGCACUUGGAGCUAAUGGAGGCCGCGGAGGAUUUGGUCAACAAAUACCAGGCGUGUUCCGUGGAUAUCCUCUUAUAUCACCAAAGUCUGGAGGUACAAGUGCAGCAAAAUCUCAGGCUAAAGCUGCCAAGUACGGGGCUGGUGGUGUUCCUGGUAUCGGUAGUGGUGGGCUUGGUGUAGGAGGUAUACCAGGUGCAGGUGGUGUUCCAAGCAUAAAUGGCAUUCCUGGUGCAGGAGGUGCGCCAGGAAUAGGAGCUGUUCCAGGUGUUGGAGUAAUUCCUGGAGCUGGCGGUGCAACUCCUGGUGUCCUUUAUCCAGGAACUGGUGGUACCUAUCCUGGGGGAACUGGGGCAAAAGCUCGAAAGAAUGCUUCAGGGAUAGAAACUGGUGGACUUCCUGGUUCUGGUUUUGGAGUGGGUGGUCUUGGAGCGGGAGGACUUCCUGGUUCUGGUUUGGGAGUGGGUGGUCUUGGAGCUGGAGGACUUCCUGGUUAUGGUUUGGGAGUGGGUGGCCUUGGCACUGGUGGAAUCCCUGGACUUGGUCCUGAAGGAUAUGCUGCAGCCAAAGCAAGAAAAUAUGCCCAUCUUGGACGUCCUGGUGGGACUUUAGGUACUGCAGGAGCAGCUGGUGUGUCUGGUGUUGGACUUGGUGGACUACCUGGUGGAGGUUUUGGGAGUGGUGGACAACCUGGAGGCGGACUUGGAGUUGGAGGGCUACCUGGAGGUGGACUUGGUGGAUUACCUGGUGGAGGAACUGGUGGACUUCCUGGCGGUGGAGUUGGUGGUCUUCCUAGCGGUGGUGCUGGAGGACUCCCCAGCUCUGGCAUUGGAUAUGCAGAGGCAAAAGCUCGUAAAUAUGGUCUGCUUGGUGGAGGUGCUGCUUUAGGCCAAGGCACUGGAUUAGUUGCAGGUAUUCCAGGUGUAUUGCCAGGCACUGGUGUCGGAACAGUUGGGGCAGGGGGUAUACCAGGAAUUGGGGCUGGACAAGGAGGUGUCCCUGGUGUGGGUUAUGGUCCAGGAGGUGUACCCGGUGGUUGCCUUGGACCUGGUAGUGUUCCGGGAAGUGCAUUUGAACCUGGAGGAUACGCUGGGGUCAAAGCUCGCAAAUAUGGGGUUACUGGUGGAGCUGGUGGAACAGGAUUGCCUGGAGGAUUAGGAGGGUCACUUGGUAGUGGAACAGUGUCAGGUGUUGGAACUGCUAGAGGAACACCAAGUGGAGGAAUUGGACCUGGGGGGGCACCUAUUGGCGGUUAUGGACCAGGAGGGGCACCAAUCGGUGGUUACGGACCUGGAGGGGCACCUGCGGGUGGUUAUGGACCAGGAGGAGUACCUGCUGGAGGAUAUGGACCUGGCUCUGGAGCAUAUCCAGGUGGACCAAAGGCCCUAAAAUAUGGUCCUGGUGGUAGUGGAGGUGCUCCAGGACUUGGUCUGCAGGGUCAGGUAGGAACCGGUCCAGCAGGAGGAUUUGGCACGGGGGCAGGACCAGUUGGUGGUUAUGGUCCAGGGACUGUAGGAGGUCCCUGGUCUGGAUUUGCUGGACCAGGACUUCCUGGUAGUGCUGCUGGAGCAGGAAGCAGAGGAGGGUUUGGGCCUGGUUAUGGAACAGGUGCUGGAGGAUAUCGACCUGGAUCAAAAGCAGCUAAAUAUGGCAAGUUGAAAUACACUACAUACACUUACAUGUAUAUUGCAAGUGCCACUUGA
Messenger RNA from Sinocyclocheilus anshuiensis, 2190 nucleotides. RefSeq names its product elastin-like. The record is from RefSeq and is a predicted model, not a curated record. The transcript is spliced from 21 exons. Gene Ontology annotation, molecular function: extracellular matrix structural constituent. The coding region runs from base 1 to 2190 and encodes 729 amino acids. Lineage: Eukaryota; Metazoa; Chordata; Actinopteri; Cypriniformes; Cyprinidae.